Molecule: messenger RNA, 553 nt
Organism: Cokeromyces recurvatus
Lineage: Eukaryota; Fungi; Mucoromycota; Mucoromycetes; Mucorales; Mucoraceae
Exons: 4
Source: RefSeq, a predicted model, not a curated record
UACCAUGUUUUAGAAAUAAUGAAGCGACAAGUCAUUAUUCGUGAGCCAAUGUUGAUGCACGCCGUCUGAUUUCUAAUACACCAUCAACAAGGACGUGUAACUGGGCGUUUGGUUCUGCUCGGUUCAGUGGGCUUCGUGGGAAUGUACCUUCUCCAACAAAGGUAUUCAGAAAAGCCUUACUAAAUUAUGUCAAAUCAACCGAACGCAACCAGCCAAAUUCAAGAAAGUACGUCGUUAUGAUUGAUGAGUAUUUCACAAGUCAAAUAUGUCUCAGAUGUCAUACAAGAAGUACUUCCAACCAACGUGAUAACUCCAAUAUGAUGAUCCAUCCAAGAUCGCAUGGCGAGUCUCAACAUACGCUCUAUCUUUUUGUAUAUGGCUGCCAACAACAACAAUCGACCUGAAGAGUUUCGGCGGGGCCUUAACAAUUGAAUAACAUUAUGUCUUGUAUAACAGCAAGACACCCCAUAUUUACAGGUAAGUUAACCUAUUGAAAAAAAAGUUUUCAUUCGCCCAAAAAUUAAAAGUAUCUUAAUAUGUCUCAUUUUCAUAU